UGAACGUUAAAUUCGUCAAGUCUUUAUUUGAUGUACUUUACUGGCUACGAUGGGAGAAACUGUCUAUCAUUAGUAUCGGUGGUGGAAAGUCAGCCGGGUGUUAUGAACAGCUAUGAGGUUAUCCGUCAGAUUGGAGAGGGUGCGUUUGGGAAAGCCUUCCUGGUCAGAGACAGAAGGGGAGGUGGAGACAGACAGUGUGUGGUCAAAGAGAUCAUCCUCAGAAAGAUGUCAGCGAGGAAGAAGGAAGUGUCAAAGAAAGAGGUGACGCUGCUGUCGAAGAUGAACCACCCUAACAUCGUCACCUUCAUCACAUCAUUUCAAGAGAAGGGCAGCCUGUACAUAGUGAUGGAGUACUGUGAUGGAGGAGACCUGAUGAAGAAGAUCCACAUGCAGAGAGGGGUCUCCUUCUCUGAGGAGCAGAUCGUGGACUGGUUCGUUCAGAUCUGCCUGGGCCUCAAACACAUCCACGACAGGAAGAUUCUCCACAGGGACAUCAAGUCUCCGAAUAUCUUCCUAACCAGCGGAGGGAUGAAAGCAAAGCUGGGGGACUUUGGAAUCGCGAGAAUGUUGAACAACACCAUGGAGCUGGCCAGGACCUGUGUUGGGACACCGUACUACCUCUCUCCAGAGAUCUGCGAGAGUCAGCCAUACAACAACAAGACGGAUAUCUGGUCACUGGGCUGCGUCCUGUAUGAACUCUGCACCCUGAAACAUCCAUUUGAGGGCAGCAGUUUGCGACAGCUGGUCAGUAAAAUCUGCAGGGGGCGCUACAACCCAGUCCCCAGCCGCUACUCCUACGACCUGCGCCUGCUGAUCACCCAACUCUUCAAGGUCAACCCUCGCGACCGUCCCUCGGUCAACUCUGUCCUCAGGUGUCCCUUCCUGGAAAAGCACAUCAGCAAACACCUAGACCCACAGGUAAUGCAGGAGGAGUUUAGCCACACAGUGCUGCAUCGAAACAGAGCUGCAGCAUCACAAGCUGCUAAAGCAAAGGCAGGAGCUGCAAAUGCACCAGAGAAGAUACAGAAGCCCAGAGGAGCAGAGAGGCCGGAGGCCGCCUGGAGGAGGCCAUCUGUGAAACCACACUGGAGAGCCCCACUCAGAGUCCACACCCCUGGCCACUACAAAAGAACAGGACAGCCAGCUGCCAACAGAGAGUUCGCAGAGCAGCAGAUCCAAAAGUUUAACAGCCAGCAGCCUCUCGACCACUACCAGCACUACCAUGCCCAGCUGGACGCCUUUCAGAAGAGGAACAGGGAGGACGUCCUUCCUCCCCAGGAGAGAGAGAAGGAGCGAAGUGAAGACCAUGCUGCUCCGUCCGUGGAGCCAUACCAGCUUGUGGCUGCAGCUCGUAACGAAUACCUACAGAGGAGACAUGAAGCCAACCAGUACAAGCUGAGAGCAGAGAAGCAGCUGGGUCUGCGUCCAUACACAGCCGAGUGCCACAGGAAGCCCAGAGGUCAGGAGCAGGAAGCGGGACGACCUGAACACCAGGACACACCUCAGGACAGGAGGCAGGAGGGACACCAGGAGUACCUGUGUCAGCUGGAUCUCAUCCGUCAGCAGUAUCACCUGGAGAUGAGACAGAUGAGGCUCAGAGCUGAAGCGCAGGCUGAGCCACAUCAGAAACAUCGAACGUUUGUGGUGGAGAAAUCCAGAGACCCUGAAGCUUCAGCAGAUAGUAAAGAGCAGCAGAAAGCUCCACCUGCACAGGACGUCGAAGCAGCCCUGAGGCAAAUCAGAGAGGACACCAGAGAUCAGAGGAGAGUGCUGGAGAGAAAACACAAAGACAAGAAGGGAAUCAUGUUUGAGAUCUGGUUAGAUGACAAUGGGAUGAAAGAAGACACAGGAAAGGAGAAAGAGGAGAGAAGAAAAGAAGAAGAGGAGGACCCACAUCCUUUGAACCAGACGCUGAGCUUCCAGGAGGGGGAGGAGUUGAAGCUCCAGGACUGGUCACAGCUGAGGAAGGGGUUGAGGCAGAGGAGCCCUCAGACUCUGCUGGAAGCACUCGCCAACAUGGACGUCAACUCCAUCUACAACACCGUGGUCGAGGCUGAACAAGACGAGGCAGCUGCAGGUCGCAAACAGUGGGUUGAUGGCCCCCCAAACACCCUGCUGGAUGCUUUGGCUCAGGCUGAACUCAUAUCGUCAACUCUGGACUCAGUGCCUGCAGAUUCAGAGCCAGAGCAGGACAGAGCGGAGGAGGAAGAGGAAGAGGUGGAGAUGGAGAUGGAGAUGGAGGAGGGGGAGUAG
Monopterus albus (swamp eel) is the source of this 2253-nucleotide messenger RNA. RefSeq names its product serine/threonine-protein kinase Nek5. The coding region runs from base 31 to 2253 and encodes 740 amino acids. Lineage: Eukaryota; Metazoa; Chordata; Actinopteri; Synbranchiformes; Synbranchidae. The record is from RefSeq and is a predicted model, not a curated record. The transcript has 24 exons. Gene Ontology annotation, molecular function: protein kinase activity; ATP binding. Gene Ontology annotation, biological process: protein phosphorylation.